UCGGGGAGAACUCUUCUCCUGUGACGCUCCCCUGGCGAGGAGGCCGCUGAAGGGGGGACGGGCUGUGACGCGAAGAAACCUCCAGGGGGAGCCCGCGGCAAGGCCGCAGCGGGCCCUGGCUACCGGGAGCCCGCUGGGCCCGUUCCUUCUCUCUCUUCCUCUCUAUCGCUCCCUCUCUCUCCCUCCGCCCCCACGUUCUCUGGCUUGCGUCACGCCCCGCCUGCGUCACCCGGACAAGAUGGAGACCGCCGAGGAAGACAUAUGCAGGGUAUGUCGAUCUGAAGGAACUCCUGAGAAACCUCUCUAUCAUCCAUGUGUAUGCACUGGCAGUAUUAAAUUCAUUCAUCAAGAAUGCUUAGUUCAGUGGCUCAAACACAGCAGAAAAGAAUACUGUGAAUUAUGUAAACAUAGAUUUGCUUUCACACCAAUUUAUUCCCCAGAUAUGCCUUCUCGGCUUCCAAUCCAAGACAUAUGUGCUGGACUGGUUACAAGUAUUGGCACAGCAAUACGAUACUGGUUUCACUAUACACUUGUGGCCUUUGCAUGGUUAGGAGUUGUACCUCUUACAGCAUGCCGUAUCUACAAGUGCUUGUUUACUGGCUCUGUGAGCUCACUACUGACACUGCCAUUAGAUAUGCUGUCAACAGAGAAUUUACUGGCAGACUGUUUGCAAGGUUGUUUUGUGGUGACGUGCACACUCUGUGCAUUUAUCAGCCUUGUAUGGUUACGUGAACAAAUUGUCCACGGAGGAGCACCACAGUGGCUGGAACAAAAUCAGCAGCAAGCCAUCAAUGGUGUUGGGCAACAGAAUGAGGUUCAGGGUGUUGGAAAUGGUGGAGCUGAAAAUGCUGCACUUGACCAGCCUGCAGACCAGCCAGCUGAGAAUGCAGUUGUAGGUGAAAAUCCAGAAAUCCAGGAAGAACAACCAGAUGAAGAAGAGGAAGACAAUGAAGAUGAAGAAGAUGUUGUAGUAGAAGAUGCUGCAGGUGCCAACAAUGGCGGGCAAGAUGAUAUGAACUGGAAUGCUUUGGAAUGGGAUCGAGCAGCUGAAGAGCUUACAUGGGAGAGAAUGCUUGGACUUGAUGGAUCCCUGGUUUUUUUAGAACACGUAUUCUGGGUGGUGUCAUUAAACACACUGUUCAUACUUGUCUUUGCGUUUUGUCCCUAUCAUAUUGGUCACUUCUCUAUUGUUGGGCUAGGCUUUGAAGAAUAUGUUCAAGCAUCUCACUUUGAAGGCCUAAUCACGACAAUAGUUGGCUAUGUACUGCUGGCAGUAUCACUAAUAGUUUGUCAUGGCUUGGCAGCACUUGUAAAAUUUCAGAGAUCACGUCGCUUGCUUGGAGUGUGCUAUAUAGUUGUCAAGGUGUCAUUGUUAGUGGUGGUAGAAAUUGGUGUUUUCCCCCUCAUCUGUGGCUGGUGGCUGGACAUAUGCUCUCUGGAAAUGUUUGAUGCUACUUUGAAGGAUAGAGAAUUGAGCUUUCAGUCAGCCCCCGGCACUACAAUGUUCCUACACUGGCUAGUGGGAAUGGUGUAUGUCUUCUACUUUGCUUCCUUCAUUCUCUUGCUGAGAGAGGUACUGAGACCUGGCGUCCUCUGGUUUUUGAGGAACUUAAAUGAUCCAGACUUUAAUCCAGUUCAAGAAAUGAUUCACCUGCCUAUUUAUAGACAUCUCAGGAGGUUUAUUUUAUCAGUGAUUGUCUUCGGAUCGAUCGUCUUGCUCAUGCUUUGGCUUCCUAUACGAAUUAUUAAAUAUCUGCUGCCUCAUUUUCUUCCAUAUAAUGUAAUGCUCUACAGUGAUGCUCCUGUGAGUGAACUUUCCCUAGAACUACUUUUGCUUCAGGUGGUGCUUCCAGCUUUGCUUGAACAAGGACACACAAGGCAGUGGCUGAAGGGUCUUGUACGAGCAUGGACUGUUACUGCCGGGUACUUACUGGAUCUGCAUUCUUACUUACUCGGAGACCAGGAAGAGAAUGAAAACAAUGCAAACCAACAGCCUAAUAACCAACCUGCUCGCAAUAAUAAUGCCAUUCCAGUUGUGGGAGAAGGUCUUCAUGCAGCCCACCAAGCCAUACUACAACAAGGAGGACCUGUUGGCUUUCAACCUUACCGUCGGCCUUUAAAAUUUCCACUCAGGAUAUUUUUGUUAAUCAUUUUCAUGUGUAUAACACUACUGAUAGCAAGUCUUAUCUGCCUAACGUUACCAGUAUUCGCUGGCCGUUGGCUGAUGUCCUUUUGGACAGGGACCGCCAAAAUCCAUGAACUGUACACAGCUGCUUGUGGGCUCUAUGUUUGCUGGCUUACCAUUCGGGCGGUGACGGUGCUUGUUGCUUGGAUGCCACAGGGCCGCCAAGUGAUUUUUCAGAAAGUUAAGGAAUGGUCCCUCAUGAUAAUGAAGACAUUAAUAGUUGCUAUAUUGCUGGCAGGUGUAGUUCCACUUUUGCUUGGACUUUUGUUUGAGCUGGUUAUUGUUGCUCCUUUGAGAGUUCCCCUGGACCAGACACCGCUAUUCUACCCAUGGCAGGACUGGGCUCUUGGUGUUCUGCAUGCCAAAAUAAUUGCUGCCAUAACUCUGAUGGGCCCUCAGUGGUGGCUGAAAACUGUUAUUGAACAGGUUUAUGCAAAUGGAAUUAGGAAUAUUGACUUACACUUCAUAAUACGGAAGCUUGCAGCGCCUGUUAUCUCAGUUCUGUUGCUUUCUCUUUGCGUACCUUACAUCAUAGCUUCUGGUAUUGUACCUUUACUAGGUGUCACUCCUGAAAUGCAAAACCUAGUGCAACGUCGAAUUUAUCCUUUUCUGCUCAUGGUGGUGGUUUUGAUGGGGAUCUUAUCUUUCCAGGUCCGUCAGUUCAAGCGCCUUUAUGAACACAUUAAAAAUGACAAGUACCUUGUUGGGCAGCGACUUGUGAAUUACGAAAGGAAAACUGGAAAACAAGGGACACCAGCCCCACCCCCUCAGUCUUCACAAGAAUAGAAACGCUCACAUGGAAUUACUUGAUCUUCCCUUGCCUUUGUGUCCUUUUUCAUUGACUGGUCUUCAUUCUUUGGGUGUCUUUCCCAACAAUCCUCUCAGCUGGGUUCUUAUCUUUUAAUUUUGGCUUACUUUUUUCAUGGCGUUCAGAAAGCAGUCAAGGCUGUGCACCUUUUACCUGCAACUUCUGAAGUUAUCAGCGCUGAGAUCUGUAAAUGUGUAAAUAGCAAUACCCUAAUACCCUGAAUUAAAAAAUGAAUGUUCAUUGUACAUCUUUAAAAGAAUAUUAAUUUAUUAAAUCUAGUUGCCACUUUGUUUUGGACUGCUGUUCUGUUGACAUAUGUGCCACAAAGCAAUACUGCAAGAGGCAAGACACUUUUUUUGGAAAAAAAACAACAGUUGCAUUUUUAUGGUGGCUCUGGCCAUUUCCCAAGUGUCAUUUUUGCAAAGCUGGGGGCUCAUCAAUAUAAAAACAAAAUGACCAUUACAGUCAGCAGUGAAGUGGCUGUGGCAAGAACACAUAAGCUUCAUUUUUUUAUCAUUUUAUAUAACAUCAAAGCUGAUGUAAAUUUUCUAUUGCCUGAUUAUCUUUUUCCAUGUGUAAGUUUAUAAUAUUGUACAGUAACUGGUAAAUCAAGAUGGAUUUUUCUCCUUCAAGCAGUUUUGGCAUUGCUUGUUUGGCUGGAAGGCAUUAAUUCCUUGGCACUGAAAGACAGAAUUUUAAUGAAUUUCUAAGCACUUAAAUCAAAGUUCAUUAGAGCUAAGUGGCAGGAAUACUUAAAUCUGCUAAUUGAGAGGUUUGUGGAAGAAUGCAUUUCCAAUGCAUAAGCCAAUAUUUCCUUUUUACAUCUUUGAAGCUAUACAGUUUAAAUGCUUACAAGGAUUUAUUUACUCUCUAGAGAAUAGUGCAGAAGGUUAUCUGACAAGUUUAUUCAAGAGCACAGAGAACUUAAAGGCUGGAACAUGUUACGAAAGACCCUCCUUUUUUCUUGAGUGGCCUGAAACCUUCUUACAACCAAAGUUGCAAUUUGUACUAUGGACUUUAUACCAUAUCAUAUUAAAAAUGAACAUCUGUAAUUCUAGAAAUGGUUAGCAUUAAUUUUGCAUGGCAGUAAUGCUAGAGGUUUUGGGGGGAAAUUUGUAGAUUCUAUGGGAGAAAACCUUUAUAGUAUUAACAACAGCAGAAAGAGAACCAAAAAUAAAAUAAAGAGCUGAUCUUUACAAUGAUAGCGCUAAGGAAGAGGCCCCCCAAAUCAAGUUCACCAAUUCUCAUAUUUUUAUACGUGUACUUAUUUUCUGCAGGUAGAUAUGCAUUUUUAAUGUAAAUAGUUCUGAGACAGACAAAUGGAACUAUGCCGAAGCUUUAAGUACAGUUCAGUUGUGUGCUUAAAACACACAACAUCCUAUUCAAAAACAGUGAGAAAUUGAUUUAGGUUUAUUGUAUUGAGAAACAUUAAUGCUAUGCAGUUGUGUGGCCAGUCAGGACUGUGUCCUUGAACAUCAUGUAUAUUUAAUUAUGUGUACUGAAUAGAUUACCAAGGAAUUUGUCUACUGUCUUCAGGAUAUGUCUUUGUGCUUGAAAGAAAAAGCAGAAAUAUGUCAAGAGCUGUUCUGGUUCCAUGUUUGGGGGCAGAGGCGGUGGUUAAGAUUUCUGACAAUCUACGCUCAUGCCCAAUAGAAUAGUAGAAUUGUGUAGUGGAAGUGGAACUGGACUAUCCAACUGGACUAUCUAACAAGAGGUCCAUCUUUGGUAUUUUGCAGCAUUACCUCAUUUUAGACAUUCUGGGCUAUAAAAUGUGUUGAUACACUUGAGGUUUAUUUCUAAAUAAAUAUUUCACAAAAUUCCAAAUAAAAAGGGCAUAGUAAUGAGAGAUGGCCAAAAACACUUCUAAUUCACUGUACAAAGAUCUUAAUUUUGAGUCUUUUGUGCCUGAUCCUCUGGGACAUGCAAAUAUUACACAUUUCAAUAUUUAUAAUGGUAUACUUUUCUGUACAGGAGCAUAUUUUACCCCCAAAUACUGCAUUUUCCGGUAAUACAUGUGUUUGGUUGCACAAUUAUCUGUCAUUGAUGGUCUUUGUUUUUGUUUUUAAUAUCCAAGCAGUCUUACCACUGGGAUAUUGCCAGCGAUGCUGUGCUUUUUCCUGUAGCAUUUUGCAGAAAUGCAGUAUCUUGUAAUUUUUGUUUUUAUCCCGGACAACCUGAUCUGCAAAGAUUAUUAAAGUUUAUUAAGAAAAAGCCUUGA
This is a messenger RNA of Podarcis raffonei (Aeolian wall lizard), 5211 nucleotides long. RefSeq names its product membrane associated ring-CH-type finger 6 (gene MARCHF6). Bases 239 to 2971 code for a protein of 910 amino acids. The transcript has 26 exons. Gene Ontology annotation, cellular component: endoplasmic reticulum membrane. Gene Ontology annotation, molecular function: zinc ion binding. NCBI's taxonomy places the organism in Eukaryota, Metazoa, Chordata, Lepidosauria, Squamata, Lacertidae. The record is from RefSeq and is a predicted model, not a curated record.